CGGGGCCUAAAGUUCGAAUGGGAGCGGAUCAAAAAGACCCAGGAAAAGAUGAUGAUCAACCAGAUCUGAGCAUGAUGGAUUUCCGGAUUCUGGUAAUCAGAGGUUUACAUGGUGGAAGGAGCUACAAGAUUACCCCCACAGCUGCUGCACCUCAAAUAUCAGGAUUGAAUCUGUCUUUGGGACACUUCCCAGUCAAAGUUGACAAACGGUGUACUUGUAAAGUUCACCUGCAGCAAGUGUUGACUUCAUACAAGUGUGGACUGUGUGGAGUCCACAUGUGCCCCAGCCCUUGUUUUGAGAAGUACCACACCCUCCAAGACUAUUUGUAUGAUGACCCUGAAUAUGGAGCAGCAACCCAACUUCUGAAACCUCAGAAUCCUGGCAGGCCUUUUGCAAGAGGAAGACCUAGGCAGAUGAGGCAGUGAACUCUCCUAGAAGUAGCGGAACAUUGACCAUUGGUUGUCAAAAACUGUUCACUUAUUGCUGUUGUUGUGACACACCAUUGCCAACAGCAUACUGACAUUGUAGCACUGGUAUGUCCAACUCCAUGCUUAUAAGAGAUAUUAUUUGGUGUUUCCUUGUUCAAAAAAUUAUGU
Pocillopora verrucosa is the source of this 596-nucleotide messenger RNA. Lineage: Eukaryota; Metazoa; Cnidaria; Anthozoa; Scleractinia; Pocilloporidae. The record is from RefSeq and is a predicted model, not a curated record.